AGUGCAAGUGGAGGGAUUAGGGAAACUUCUUCUCCGACAAGCAUUUUAUAUAUAGUCGACAGCAUUCAGCCAGGCCCAGGGCCCAGGAGGGAGGACCGAGGAUGGCAGUAAACAACUAAACAAGAAGCACCCCCGCCACAGUCCCGGUGUGCUGUUGCUGUUUGUUUUCUAAAAUGGGGAGGACAGGUCAAACAAAUCUAGGAUGGCAUCUCCGUAAAUAUCCUUUUGUAGAAGGAUCAAUAUUCGGAUCGGUCAAUUUAAUAAUUAUUACAGGGGGUCAGUGGGGGCCACCUGAUGCCUGAUGUGGUAAAAGAUGAAUGGGCCAAGGAGGAGAGAGACAAGUUAAAGGGGAAAAGAAAGACAAGACAGACAAAAGAAGAGGGGAGCGGGGAAGCCGGGGCAUGGAGGGCCUGGCCAUGCUGAGGCAACUAAUUGGACAGGUUCAGGAGCUCUGGGAACUCUACGGCUCUCCUCCUCAUUAUCUCCACCACCACCACCACCACCACCAACAGCAGCUGCAGCACCGCCCCCAUUAUCAAACUCAACAGCAUCAAAGAUGGUGCUUUCUUGAUCUUGAUGACAACUCUCUGGAUAAUGGUUACUACAAUCUUAUAAUGAGGGGAGGGAAGUCCAGUGAUCUAAAGACGGUAGAAAACUACAAGCCACCACCCACCAAGAAGUCUCGAAGAGAGCGUAACCGUGAAAAGUUGGUUGAAACUGUUGGUUCCACUGAAAUAAUGGAACAGCAGAUUUGGAAAGAAUUCCCUGAGGACCUGUUUGAAGCUGUUAUUGCAAGACUCCCCAUAGCAACAUUCUUCCGUUUCCGUUCAGUUUGCCGGAAAUGGAAUUCCUUGCUGACCUCCCAUAGUUUCUCUCAACAUUGUGCUGAGGUGCCACAAGGCCAUCCCUGGUUCUAUGCCAUAACUCAUGAAAAUGUCAACAGUGGAGCCAUGUAUGAUCCUUCUACAAAGAAAUGGCACCACCCGUCCAUCCCUUGUCUGCCUACAAAGAUAAUCAUCCUCCCAGUGGCUUCAGCAGGUGGUCUUGUAUGCUUUCUGGAUAUUGGUCAUAGGAACUUCUACGUAUGUAACCCUUUGACUCACUCAUUCAAAGAGCUGCCUGCAAGAUCAGUCAGGGUCUGGUCUCGUGUGGCAGUUGGGAUGACUCUGAAUGGGAAUAAUUCCACCAGCAGGGGCUACAAAAUCCUCUGGGUUGGAUGUGAUGGUGAGCAUGAGGUCUAUGAUUCAGAGAAGAACACUUGGACCCGUCCAGGAAGCAUGCCGUCGAACAUCAAGCUACCCCUGGCACUGAACUUCCGGUCACAGGCUGUAUCAAUUGAUGAUACACUAUACUUCAUGCGUGCUGAUCCAGAAGGGAUUGUAUCCUAUAAUAUGACUAGUGGGGUUUGGAAGCAGUUUCCUAUUCCGGCACCACCCCAUCUGACAGACCAUACCCUCGCAGAAUGCAGGGGUAGGAUCUUGCUUGUUGGGUUGCUGACAAAAAAUGCAGCAACAUGUGUUUGCAUAUGGGAGCUGCAGAAGAUGACACUCUUGUGGAAGGAGGUUGACAGAAUGCCAAAUAUCUGGUGCUUGGAAUUUUAUGGAAAGCACGUUAGGAUGAAUUGCUUGGGUAACAAGGGAUUGCUGAUGCUGUCUUUGAGGUCGAGGCAGAUGAAUCGUCUGGUUACCUAUGAUAUCGCAAGCGGGGAGUGGCGGAAAGUUCCAGGUUGUGUGCUCCCACGUGGGAGGAAGCGACAGUGGAUUGCUUGUGGCACAGCGUUUCACCCGUGCCCAACUGCUUUGGCCUGAUUUUGCCUUUUCAUGUAGCUUUCUUUAGCUUGCAGCAGCAUCGGUUCGAAAUCCAAAGUGGAUAUUAUUCCUAUCAUCAAUUGUGGAUAUUAUUAGCAACGCCUCUCUCUCUCUCGCUCUUUCUCUCUUUCUCUCAUUCUCUCUCUGCCAAGUUAAUUAUAUGACCUUGCUCCAAGUUUUUUGUA
Molecule: messenger RNA, 1993 nt
Organism: Nelumbo nucifera (sacred lotus)
Lineage: Eukaryota; Viridiplantae; Streptophyta; Magnoliopsida; Proteales; Nelumbonaceae
Product: F-box only protein 6-like
Molecular function (GO): protein binding
Source: RefSeq, a predicted model, not a curated record